UAUUAUUCUCUCUUGUACCUUUCAGCUUUUUGCUUCCCAAGAAAUAAAUAAGUUUUUAUCUCAUUACCAAAUGCCAACCAAAUGUAAAUAAUUCUCCUCUUAUAUAUACAGGAAGCAGGUCCAUUUUUGCUCUCAGUCAUCUCUGUCUCCCUCUCUUCUGGUUGGCUUUUUUUCUAAAGGCACUUAGCUUUCAAUUUUUGGAUGUUAUCAGAGCAACCCACCAGUGGCAGAUUGGAGUGGUAUGAUGAGCAAAAGCAGUGGUUUUGGUGAGGAAAGAAAUGGUGAAGAUUUUGAAGAAGAAGAUGUGUGGGGUUUUGUAAAGGAGAGGGAAAACUCAAGUCCCAAGAAGCUGAGGAAUUCCAAAAAUAAUAGCUCCUCUACUUCUUCUUCUUCCUCUUCCUCCUCUGCAUCUGCAUGGCGCCUACCUACUGCUGCAAGAACAAUCCCAUGGGCCCAUAAUAAUCGUCCGGCUGACCAUGAAGUCCAAAAAUCAGCUCCUGUGGCAAUCCCUGAUUGGUCAAAAAUUUAUGGCAAGAGUGCCGAGAUUGGUUCUUCGGUUCAUGAUGAUGAUGAUGUGUAUGGUGUCAAUAGGGAUGGCGAUGGUGAUGGUGGUGUCAUUGGUGAUGGUGAUGAUGAUGACAUGGUUCCUCCACAUGAAUGGGUUGCCAGAAAGCUUGCAAGAAGCCAGAUUUCAUCAUUUUCUGUGUGUGAAGGGAUUGGAAGAACACUCAAAGGAAGAGAUCUCAGCAAAGUAAGGAAUGCUGUUUUGACUAAAACUGGUUUCCUAGAGUAAUUAUUUCAAAGAGCAACUUGGAACAAGUUCAUCGCUGACGUUUCAAUCCAAUUACUAUAAUGUGACGUCACGAUUUUAGUACACCAGUUUAAAGUCCUUUCUCAACAGUUUUACCAUAUUUUUAUUUAUUUUGCUUUUCUUUAAUUACUGUUAGCAAAUAUAGUAGGUGGAAGUGGAACUAGGUAGAGCGAGUUAGAGGUGCCCUCUUACGGUGUGUGAUAUUUUCCAGUAAAAACACGAAGGAAAAAGAUGGAAACCAUUUGGCAGCCUCUGAGAUUUUGUAUGGUAGUCACUACUUGUCAAGUAAAUAAGGAAUUAGUUAA
This is a messenger RNA of Pyrus x bretschneideri (Chinese white pear), 1116 nucleotides long. RefSeq lists its product as uncharacterized. The record is from RefSeq and is a predicted model, not a curated record. NCBI's taxonomy places the organism in Eukaryota, Viridiplantae, Streptophyta, Magnoliopsida, Rosales, Rosaceae. The transcript has a single exon. The coding region runs from base 242 to 793 and encodes 183 amino acids.